Messenger RNA from Phymastichus coffea, 756 nucleotides. RefSeq lists its product as uncharacterized. The transcript has a single exon. Gene Ontology annotation, molecular function: DNA helicase activity. Bases 1 to 756 code for a protein of 251 amino acids. Gene Ontology annotation, biological process: DNA repair; telomere maintenance. Lineage: Eukaryota; Metazoa; Arthropoda; Insecta; Hymenoptera; Eulophidae. The record is from RefSeq and is a predicted model, not a curated record.
AUGAAUAACGAUCAACCAUUUGGUGGUAAAAUAAUGGUUUUAGGUGGCGAUUUUAGACAAUUGCUUCCGAUUAAAGUCAAUGGAACGCGCAGUGAAAUACUAAAUUUAUCUAUUAAAAACUCACAAUUAUGGACAUUAUUUUCAUUAUUUAAUUUGAAAACUAACAUGAGAGUUUUACCACAUGAAAUUGAUUUUGCUAAAUAUUUGUUAGAUGUUGGAAAUGGAGCAUUAAAUGAUCAUGAUAAUAAUAUUAAGCUUCCUCAACAAUGUAUAUUACCGCCAAAUAAAUGUAUUGUUCAAAACAUUUUCGGCAAGUUAAUAGAAGAGAAAAAAUUUGAUAAAAUUAGUCAUUGUGCAAUUUUAUCUGCCAGAAAUGCUGAUGUAGAUGAAAUUAAUGAUAGAGUCACUAAUUUGUUAGAUAAAAGUACAGAGCAUAUUUACACGGGCAUAGAUAGUACUGAAAAUUGUGAUAAUGGUGAUAUGGAAGAAGUACUUUUACCAGAAUAUCUCAACACAUUGAACCCACCUAACCUCCCUCCUCAUCGAUUGCGUUUACGAAAAUUUUGCAUAGUGAUGUUGAUUAGAAAUAUUAGUCUUAGUGAAGGAUUGUGUAAUGGAACAAGAUUACAAGUACUUGAUUUUUCUAAUCAUUUAUUAAAAUGUAAAAUAUUGACAGGCGACAAGCGCAAUAACAUUGUAUUUCUCAAUCGAAUUACGUUGUAUUGUGAAAAUCAAUAUCCAUUCACGUUUAAAUGA